AAACACCAGGGCUGUAUAUAGCUAGUUUGGAAGAAUUUAAAGAAUGGGUUCCCUUGGUAUAGUAUUGAUUGUUACAAUUUGUUUACUAAAACUAAUGAGUCCACCGAGUACGAUAAUGGUUGCAAGCCAGUGUUCAGGCCCAGCGGUGGGUAUCGCAUUUUCACCAUGCUUGGGCUUCCUUGACAAUAAGGAACCAAAGCCAUUGAAAGCGUGUUGUAGUGGACACGAGAAUUUAUACAAGAGAGGAAAAACCAAGGAAGUCCACCGAGUACGAUAAUGGUUGCAAGCCAGUGUUCAGGCCCAGCAGUGGGUAUCGCAUUUUCGCCAUGCUUGGGCUUCCUUGACAAUAAGGAACCAAAGGCAUUGAAAGUGUGUUGUAGUGGACACGAGAAUUUAUACAAGAGAGGAAAAACCAAGGAAGACCGUGUCGCUAUAUGUAAUUGUUUAAAGACGCUCUUAGAGAAUCACGACCGAAGGCGAUUCCUUAAUAUCAGAGAGCAGUGUCACAUUGACAAAUCGAAAGGACUAGGAAUCCCCGAUGUUGGACCAACUGCUGACUGCUCAAAGAUAUCGCCGACUUCAUCAUCAACACGCCACCUUGAUUGGCAUCGGAAAAUCCAAUUGAGCUCGGUGACACCUUGGAAGCUUAGAGCAAAGAAAACAGAAGUCAAGAAAUUUGAGAGUGGAAGGAAGAUGACAACCCCAAUGGUACAGAGGAAAGAAAUGGGGUCCACAAUGAGGUAUUCGUUGAGAAGUAGCUGGAAAGAGAAUAAGAAACCGCCUUUGGGUAUGAGUUUUGAUAGAUCGAUGGAAGGAACUAUGGAAAAGAAGACUAUUGCAGUUUGA
Molecule: messenger RNA, 846 nt
Organism: Lactuca virosa
Lineage: Eukaryota; Viridiplantae; Streptophyta; Magnoliopsida; Asterales; Asteraceae
Source: the annotation of a GenBank genome assembly